Molecule: messenger RNA, 1167 nt
Organism: Trifolium pratense (red clover)
Lineage: Eukaryota; Viridiplantae; Streptophyta; Magnoliopsida; Fabales; Fabaceae
Product: lysine-specific demethylase JMJ25-like
Exons: 6
Coding region: 747-1010 (87 amino acids)
Biological process (GO): regulation of transcription by RNA polymerase II
Cellular component (GO): histone deacetylase complex; chromatin
Molecular function (GO): histone H3K9 demethylase activity; chromatin DNA binding; transcription coregulator activity
Source: RefSeq, a predicted model, not a curated record
CCUGAGCAAAUUGCUGCUAUUAAGAAAUUGACACGUAGGCACCUUGAGCAAGAUAAGAGGGAGCUACAUGUUGAUGGGAAGGUAGUUGAGAUAUUUCAUCAACACUCCGGCACUAAUGAUGAUGACCUGUCUUGUAGGCCAGAACUCAAAGAGGUUGAGAAAGUAACAAUGAAACAAGAAAACAGUUCAUUUGCUGGAGGGGAUUCCUUGGACGGUGCUCUCUAGGAUAUUUUUCGCAGAGAGGAUGUACCCAAAUUACAGGAAUAUAUUAAGAAGCAUUUCAGAGAGUUCAGACAUUUCCAUUGUAGUCCCUUAAAGCAGGAUCGGGCGAAGGAUCCAGCUUGUAAUAAAUAAUAGUUGUGAAUGGUUACUUUUGAAGAUGGAAAGUAAAUGAUACGUCUAAUUAAGUGUAUGUUAAUGUACCAUCAUGAAUAAGAAAUUUUGUUGAUGUGAUUACCUGUAUUCAAUAUUGAAACAUCAUAUAUAGUCUGACUGGUUUAUUAAUUUAUGGCCCUUUCAUUAUUAUCAUAACAAUAGAUUCUUCUGUACAGUGAUCAGAAAGAAAGGAAAUGCAUUGUUGGCAUAGUAAGCAGUCCAAAAAGUAACUGGUUUAUAUAAUAUGUUUAAUAUGUUCCUUGACAAAUUUGAAGUUUAAUUGGCAGUUUGCUUGCUGUUUUAUCUUCUUGAAUGAGAUUUCCUUUGCUAAUGUAGAUUAUUCACCCAAGGAAGUGAACUUAAGGAGGAGUAUGCUAGGAGAUGACGUUUUCAUUCCUGCUGGUUUGCCUCACCAAGUCAGAAAUCUGAAGUCAUGCAUCAAGGUUGCACUUGAUUUUGUCUCUCCUGAACACAUUGGUGAAUGCUUCCGUUUGACAGAGGAAUGUUGCAAGCUUCCGGUAAAUCACAAAUCAGCUGAGGACAAAUUUAAGGUGAAGAAAAUUGUCAUACAGGCUAUGCUUGAUAUUAAAGUAUGCAUGACGGCAAUCACCGAAGGCAUGACAGCAAAUCACUAAGUAACAGGGGUUGACUUAUUUGUAAUAAUUGUAAUUGCUAUAUCAAAGGGAUUAGAUACAUCAUAGACUUGAUUUUAGUAAUUAUUCCAAAUUAGGCUCUCUACACUUUGUAUAUAUCUCUGUAUCAUUAUUCUUUGUAUAUACAGAAAACAUAUUU